AUGCCCGUGGGCAAAUUUGAUUAUGACUUGGAGACCUUCUUUCCUCUCUUUUCCAAAUAUAUCUACGCCCUCUGCAACAACCACGCUUCCCUAAUAUACACCACACAAUCCGUCCUCAAGGACUUCGAAGCAGACGGCGUUGUCUAUCUUGAACUUCGCACAACUCCCCGAGCAAUCCCUUCAGCAGACAUCACCAAAGAUGACUACGUCCGAGCAAUCCUCGAAUGCAUCAAAAGCUUCAACGCAUCCUCCACCAUGAAAACUAACCUAAUCCUCUCGAUCGACCGUCGAAACGACAUCGACACCGCAAUGCACGUUGUCGACCUCGCAAUCGCAUACCACACCCAAGGUGUAGUAGGAGUUGAUCUGUGCGGCGAUCCCGCCGUGGGGGACGUCUCCAUCUUCAAACCAGCAUUCACCAAAGCAUCGCAGCACGGGCUGAAAAUCACUCUCCAUUUCGCAGAAUGCCCACAAUCCUCAACGCAGAAGGAGCUCUGGACUCUACUUUCUUUCAACCCGGACCGCCUCGGUCAUGUUAUCCACGUCCCCGAUGACGUAAAGCAAGAUAUCACGAAGCGGGAACUGGGCCUUGAGCUCUGCCUGAGCUGCAACGUCCAUGCAAAGAUGAUUACGGGCAGCUUUGGGGAUCAUCAUUUUGGGUGGUGGAAGGAGAAAGCCGGUUGUGCUAUUGCAUUAAGUACGGAUGAUGUGGGGGUUUUUGGAAGUAGCCUUUCAAAUGAGUAUGCUCUCGUCGCAGAGCACUUUGGCCUAGAUCGGAAGAAGAUUUACAAACUGGCUAGGGCGCCAAUUGAGAUUAUUUUCGGGGGUGAGGAGGAGAAGCAGAGGUUGAGGGGGAUUAUGUGGGAAUGA
Messenger RNA from Venustampulla echinocandica, 870 nucleotides. Its product is annotated as putative adenosine deaminase. NCBI's taxonomy places the organism in Eukaryota, Fungi, Ascomycota, Leotiomycetes, Helotiales, Pleuroascaceae. The record is from RefSeq and is a predicted model, not a curated record. The transcript has 3 exons. Bases 1 to 870 code for a protein of 289 amino acids. Gene Ontology annotation, biological process: inosine biosynthetic process; adenosine catabolic process. Gene Ontology annotation, molecular function: adenosine deaminase activity.